AUGGCCCCCUUCAUGCAGAACGGUGAAGCCUACCUCAGCACAAACACAACGCCAACCAAAUCCAAGCCCCACACCCUCGCUUCCCUAAUCGGCGAAAUCAACCGCGAUCUUGUCAGCCAAGCUGGGCGUAUAAUCCCAGAUUUACGGACCAUCCGUGAGCUAACCCAGACACUCACGAAUGGGGGUUUGGUUGAUGAUAGGAAGUACCUAAUCGAGAAUAUACUCCAAGUGACAGCGUCUCUCCCAAAUAACUCCACAUUGCGAACCAAAAUUACAGAUGCGUUUGUUAGUACUCUUUGGAAUAACUUGCAGCACCCACCGUUAGCACAUCUGGGCGAUGAGUUUCGCUAUAGACGGGCGGAUGGGAGCUUCAACAAUAUUACGGCCCCCUAUCUCGGGGCCAGUGGUAGCCACUAUGCGCGUUCGGUGACGCCUCAGCAUCCCCGGCCCGCCGUGUUGCCGGAUCCAGGCCUUGUGUUUGAUACCUUAUUAGCCCGCAAGGGUCCAGCAAGGGAACACCCAGCCAAGAUAUCAAGCAACCUGUUCUACCUCGCCACGGUGAUAAUCCACGAUCUCUUCCACACCGACGAAACAGACGGAACGCGCGUCAAGAACUCCUCAUAUCUCGAUCUCGGUCCCUUAUACGGACACAACCAAACCGAGCAGGACCAAGUGCGAGCUUUCAGUGGCGGUCUCCUCAAACCAGAUACCUUCGCAGAGAAACGACUCCUCUCGCAGCCUCCUGGCGUUUGCGCGUUGAUGAUUGCAUUUAACCGAUUCCAUAACUAUGUCGUCGGGGAGCUGGCGCUCAUCAAUGAAGCUGGGAGGUUCAGUUUACCCUCCCAAUUAGGGUUGAAGGAAGGAACUGCGGAGUUUGCGAGGGCUAUGAAGAAGAGGGAUAACGAUUUGUUUCAAACGGGAAGGCUUGUAACAUGCGCCCUAUACGUCAAUAUAAUCCUUAACGACUACCUCCGGACAAUCUUGAAUCUGAACGAGAAUCCCGUUGACUCGGACUGGAAACUCGACCCAAGGCAGACGCUCUCCGUAUUCGACCAGGAGGGUGUCCCCCGCGGCAUCGGGAACCAGGUCAGUGCCGAGUUUAACAUGAUAUACCGAUGGCAUGCUACAAUCAGUAACGAAGACGAAGAAUGGGCUAAUGAGCUCUCUGCAAGAAUAUUCGGUUCAAAAGUUGAUCCCAGCAAACUGUCUGUGGAAAAAUACCUCGCCGGGUUGAGGCAGUUUUUCGAGACGGCCGUACCGGGAGAGCCGUCGACCUGGACAUUCUCAACCCUGAAAAGGGAUAAAACCGGCAGAUUUGCGGACGAGGAUCUUGCGACCCUGUUGCAGGACGGUUGUGAGUUUGGAGCUGGUGCUUUUGGAGCGAGAAAUACCCCAAAGGUAAUGAAGGCCAUUGAGAUGCUUGGUAUCCAGCAAGGCCGGCAAUGGGGAUUGGCCACCCUGAAUGAACUCAGGACGUUCUUCAAACUAAAGCCACAUAGCACUUUCGAGGAGGUGAAUUCGGACCCUUCCGUUGCUGAGGCAUUGGAAGCUUUGUAUGGCCACCCCGACAACAUCGAGCUAUACGUGGGCGUCCAAGCCGAAGAAGCUAAGAAACCUUUCCUCCCUGGCUCUGGGCUGUGUCCUGGAUUCACGAUCUCAGUGGCGAUCUUAUCCGAUGCCGUUGCCCUCGUGCGUGGUGACCGGUUUUACACCAUCGACUAUAGCCCUGUCAACUUGACCAAUUUUGGGUUCAACGCAGCAGAAUCCGACUUUGACGUCGCAAACGGCGGGGUCAUGUAUAAGCUGCUGAUGAGGGCAUUCCCCGGGUGGUACCAGCCGAACAGUGUUUAUGCUCUAUAUCCGUUCACCACCCCGGAGAAGAACCGCGAGAUCUUCACCAAGUACGGAAGGGCGGAUACUCUGGACUUUGGGAGGCCGUCAUAUGUCCGGCCGCCAGUCCCUGUUACUACAUGGAAGGGCGUAGUUGAUCUUCUGGAUGAUCAGAAAACCUUCAAGGUUCCUUGGGGUGAACACACGUUCCAGCUCACCCAGCAUGAUUACAUGCUGAGUGGAGAUUCGGCGGCGAAUGCAGAUCAACGAGCGUUCGUCUCAGAGCGCCUGUACAGGCCGCCCGAUGGACUGGAGCAGGUGCAGCGGUUCUACGAGUUCAUCACGGCGGAUCUGAUCCGUCGAAAUAGCCGGAAGCUGGGCGGCUCCUACCAGAUUGACAUCGUCCGAGACGUCGGAAACGUCGCGCACGCGUAUUUCUGUGCGGAAUUCUUCAACAUGCCGCUGAAAGGCAGUUCUUAUUCGCCAGCCGAUGCAUACACAGUCAGAGAGCUGUCUGACGCGCUCUUUCAGCUAUUCGGCUAUGUAUUCCUAGACGUCGACCCACCGCAAUCGUACAAGAACAGGAUUGUGGCGACUAGAGAGACGGAGCGGAUGGGUGAAGUCAUGACCAAAGCCGUCUCAGACUCCUCGGGCCGUUUCUUCCGCCAUCCGUCGCGGAUCUUUGGCUCAAAGUCCCUGCUGCCUGGGUUUGGCCCGCAGUUGGUCAAAAGGCUGCGCGAGGGGGGAAAGAGUGUCGAGGAGGCCGUCUGGACAAUCAUCCCUACCGCUGCUGCUGCUUGUGCGACUCAAGCUCAAGGUUGGGCGCAAAUGCUCGAGCUCUACUUCUCGGACAGAUACUCCAGUCACUGGCCGACCAUUUGCAACCUCGCACGCUCGGACGACCCCGAGGCUUUCGAGAAACUCAAGAAAUACGCUCUUGAGGGAUUCCGCCUCUCAACCCCUGCCUUCGGAGUCCUGCGCACAGCGGCGGACAAUACCUCCAUUAAGGACGGGAGAACCACAAAGAAAAUAAGGAAAGGAGAUACGAUCUUCGCAGACUUUAUCACAGCCGGCCUUGACCCCUCCAAAUUCCCCGAUCCGGAGGAAAUUCGGCUCGAUCGGCCCAUGGAGCUCUAUAUCCAUCAUGGCUGGGGCCCCCACUCAUGUCUCGGGCGGGCAAUCGUCACCAUUGCUGGAGCUUGUCUGCUACGUGUUCUGGGCAGGCUGCGUAACGUCCGACGAGCUCCUGGCCCUUCGGGAGAGAUGAAGAGUAAGAUGGUAAAUGGGGCCUUCAAGAUGUAUCUGCCGGAGGAUGGAAGCGAGUGGACGCCAUUCCCUUGUAAUAAAAAAGUGAUUUUCGAUGGGUUGGAUCUGUUGGGAGAGUAAAAAGUUGACGCAAACUCAACGGUCAUGCCACCAUACGUGACAUUGGGUUGGAAAAGAUCUAGAACAGAGUCAAUGACACAAUAGUGGCUGGUUCGACUCCGAAU
Aspergillus calidoustus is the source of this 3320-nucleotide messenger RNA. The record is from the annotation of a GenBank genome assembly. Lineage: Eukaryota; Fungi; Ascomycota; Eurotiomycetes; Eurotiales; Aspergillaceae.